Messenger RNA from Echinostoma caproni, 1302 nucleotides. The record is from the annotation of a GenBank genome assembly. Lineage: Eukaryota; Metazoa; Platyhelminthes; Trematoda; Plagiorchiida; Echinostomatidae.
AUGAAGCGUUUUUAUUUGAUCACUGGGAGCGGCUGUGAUAGCGGUCGCGGUCUCUUCAUUCUGUACGUUCCGGAAGCCAACAAUUUGCAACACAAGUUGCUGAACCUGACACAACAACUGAGCGUGCAAUCGACCAUUAGUCGGCGGGUUACACAGGCACAUAUCCCGAUGAAAUGUUCAUCACCCCAAAUGAACUCCCUGUCCGAGAUGAUACCCAACACAGAUUACUGGUUCCAGUCCGAGCCAGUUCGAAAGGCCGCCCUGUUUAGUCCGUCCACCACGGCGAAGACUGGUUCGGUAAUUGGACCACGACUGGGUAGUAGUCCAACUCUGCACUUGCAGUCUAGCCCGAUCCGGGGACAAUCAGUGCCACUGUUGUACGAAUCCGACCAACGAUCUCAAAGCUCUUCACGUCUUUCGUUUGAGGAGAGAGUAUUUGAAGGACGGCGCUACAUGAAUCGUUCCAGUCAGACAUUAUGUUCCCUGGAUAGACCGCCGGUUCCGUCCUCUCAUCCCAGUACCCCAAAGGCUAAUGAUGCUUCUGUUCCGAACUCGCCAGUGUAUUUGGCUCGACCAGUUGUGGUCGACGCUGAGGUGAACGCAUCAGAAUUUGAGGCAGAUGUCGAUUCUAGCGAAACUAAACAACAACCGUUGUACGCAAAUGUUGAACAGUUUGCCGGUGUAUCCGACACAGACGAGAACAAAAACGUCUCUUCUCAUACUACAGUGCAGAGACCAUGGGAAAAGGGGUUCACUGCUCUUCGACCUGCCCAUGUUCUUGAAGAUCAAGACAGUGACAGUUCGGAAGAGUUGGAACCACGGCGUUGGAGAAUCACAUCCGUAUUUGAACCCAUUGACGAAAAAGAUGAGCACAUGCUCGCAAGCUCAUCAGGGUCUUUGAUGGACAGUGAAAUUCCUGAGCCAUCAUCAAAGAGGACUGAAGAUACGGAGAAAACGGAACAACAACCCGCGUCCAUCGAGGAGAGCAAUCAUUUGGUGACCUCAUCUACUCCAGGCGAUGAUGUUCCAUUUGAUGAGGCGGAAUUCGAUUCGUUAGAACAGGCCCCGAAACCGGCUCUUCCCGUUCGGACGGUAAAUCAACGCCAUUAUCGUCGUCCUGUGGUGGCCAAUUUUCGCAAAUGUGUUACUCGUUCCGCAACAUGGGAUGGUUGGUUGUUAGGAGAUGGAAAAACAGUUGGCGGAAGGCCACAUCCAGCUGCGGAUGUUUCAAUCCAAACAGAAGCGGAGGAUGAUAGUGCUGAGGACGGAUCUGAUAUCGUCAUUGUUCGAACGGUUCUAUAA